AUGAUUGCUGACGGCGCAAUCAAGCCCCUUAGGCCCUACAAGGUCCCUACUAGGGAAGAAAAAAAUGAUCCCAGGUACUACCGUUACCAUCAAUUUGUAGGGCAUCCAACUAUUGCCUGCCAGAGCUUAAGGAGGAUCUUACAUGGUAAAAUAAACGAAGGGGUUCUUGAGCUUCCCUCUAGGAAGCAAACUAUCGAUGAGGAUCCUUUACCAAAGCGAAGGGGAAAAGAGGUAGCUGCUGUUGUAACAUGUUCUGACGAUCUGCUCGAUGAUGAUGAACUGUGUCACCCAUGGAAGAACGACCCGAAGCCACCUGAGGCUAUUUGGGAGCCUUGUGGAAACAUGGAGAAAGCUUACUGGCAAAAAUAUUCAAAACCUUCAAGCUACAAUAUGCGAUGGCCACUUGUUGACGGAUGGGACGGCUGUGCAGACAACGAAGUAUUUAUGUUGGACAUGCCGGAAGAACAAUGCCUGGGAACCUCCUCUGGGCAGCAGGAAACGGCUGCUGUAACAUUUCAUGCUCUUACAGAAGCUGAGGCAACUGUAAUGGAGCGUUACCUAGGUUUGAAGCAAGGACCUACAGCUUCGCAAGUUCUCCAAAGAAAUCCAAAGUUCAGUCACUCUUCGACCAGCUUGGUUUUGGACCUCAGGCAAGGGAAGCAGCUGUUGUAG
Prunus armeniaca (apricot) is the source of this 672-nucleotide messenger RNA. The record is from the annotation of a GenBank genome assembly. Lineage: Eukaryota; Viridiplantae; Streptophyta; Magnoliopsida; Rosales; Rosaceae.